This is a messenger RNA of Ruditapes philippinarum (Manila clam), 5780 nucleotides long. RefSeq names its product diacylglycerol lipase-beta-like. NCBI's taxonomy places the organism in Eukaryota, Metazoa, Mollusca, Bivalvia, Venerida, Veneridae. The transcript has 16 exons. The record is from RefSeq and is a predicted model, not a curated record. Gene Ontology annotation, biological process: lipid metabolic process. The coding region runs from base 147 to 2420 and encodes 757 amino acids.
CGGAGCGCUUUUAUCAAAUGCGGUUAGAUCGUGUUGUCAACAUGGCCACUAUCAACAUGUCAAAACAAGGAAAACAGGAAACGAAAUACACGUUUUGUUAAAUUUAUACUUAAAAGAUUUAAAGAAGUUGAGCAAUUAAUUUUAAGAUGCCACAGCUUGUAGCUUUCAAUAGAAAGUGGUCAAUUGGUAGCGAUGACUUUGUCUAUCCAGGAGUUGGAGAAAUAAUCCUUAGAGCAAUAUGGAUUGCAGUUGUUUCAGCAAUAUUUCACAUGCACAAGGAUACGUUAGACUGCCACGAUGGUAAUUUACUGCAUACAUAUUACAUCGGUCUUCUGUCCCUUCUUGCCAUUAGUAUUUUAAUGACAAUUGCAGUUGUGUACGUCAGUAUGCAAGGUACAAUCACAAACUGUUCACCAAGGAGGAAAAUAUCUAAACUUAUUUAUACAAAGUUUGCCAUCACGUUGCCUGAGCUAGCUUGGAAUAUCAUGGGAACGUACUGGGCGUUCGGAGUAUCAAGUGGAUGUGAAAAGCAUAUAGUGCUCACUGUCAAGGGGGUAGUUAUCUUCGGCUGGGUUAUGGGUAUAGUUGUUCUGAUUGGCAUAGGUGUUGUGUUCGAUCCUUUGGGAGCAUUACAUCAAAAGUCAGAUGGUGGGCAGCACCAGAGAGACAGUGCUGAUAAGGAAAUCUCCAACUCGGCUAAAAGGGUAUGGGAGACUAGAUGUCGUAUAUUAUGCUGUUGUGUUGGAUGUGAUGAACAAAGUACAAAUGCCUUCAGUGGUAUAGCAGAGAUCUUCUCGAAUUUUUUCCAGGGUGUAGAUUUGGUACCUACAGAUGUUGCGUGUGGUCUGAUACUGGUACACAGAGAACAAGAGAGGGAGGCUAACACGCUAAUGUCUAUAAGAAUAGAAGCUCCACAGAGGUCUAUAAGUCAAAGUGGUAUGUCACACAAUGAGCAGCAAUAUAUGCAAAGGCCUUUAUCUGCCAGUAGUUCAACCUCAGCACUUCCAAGCACUGGAGAUCCUGGGAUUCCUACACCUAAACCAUGGAUGACUGUAGAAAUGUUAGCACAUUAUAUGAAGUUCGCCAUGGCUAGUUAUGGUUGGCCAUUGUACAUCUUCACCCAUCUUAUGACCGGAGCUUGCCAGCUAACCUCUCAGUGCAACUAUGCAUGUUUACCGAGAAGUUUGAGAUAUAACCAGAAACAUGAGGAUCAAUCAUGUUGGGAUGCAUGUUUCAAUUGCUUUCAUGUUUUUAAAACACAGAGUAUGACCGUAAUUGAAACAGAAAAGGAAUUGAAUGAGCUUUGCUUGUCCCUACAAUGUUGUGCAUGUUGUAUGCAAGGCAGUUAUAUCCAAGAUGAUAACUGUUGUAGAUGUAACACUGCUUCCAUCAGGAAAACCACAGGCAUACAUCCAGAUGAUAUUAUAUAUGCUAGCUUCCAUAAUAAAAUUUAUGAGGUACCUUUUUUUGUUAGCAUAGAUAGGAAGAAACAAAGUGUAGUAGUUUCAGUGAGAGGCACUCUGUCAUUAAAGGAUGUUAUAACAGACCUAACGGCUGAGUGUGACUCCCUCGGUAUAGAUGGCCUAGACAACUGUAUGGCUCACAGAGGCAUGCUUCUAGCUGCCAAAUAUGUGCAAUCAACAUUAGAAAGACUGCGUAUUCUAGACCAAGCGUUCCAAAAUGCAGAGGGAGCUAGGCUAGUUAUUACAGGUCAUAGUUUGGGUGCGGGUACUGCUGCUCUUUUAGCCAUUCUGCUCAAACCGAAGUAUCCGGACCUUAUCUGUUUUACGUUCUCGCCACCUGGUGGCCUGAUGAGUUUAAGUGCUAGUCAAUACUGCCAGGAGUUUGUGUGUUCAGUAGUUCUAGGUAAAGAUAUUAUACCACGACUAGGUAUUCACACCAUGGAGGAUCUUAAAACAAGAUUGUUACAGGCCAUAACUGACUCAGAUAGUCCAAAGUACAAGUUACUUGCUCAUGGGGUAUGGCAGCUGAUUUGUGGCCUGAAUAAGGACGAGGCUGAGGAACCGUCAAGUAACAGACCAUUGCUUGAUAAUGGCUCUCGUGUACCGUCAUACUGUGGCAAUGAUGAACAAAAUCUAGAGCCUCAAAGAGAAAAUGGAUUAAGGAACGCCCUACAUGAAGCACAGCGACACAAUGAGCAGUGUAAGAUUACACAUCCACAGAUGUUUCCACCAGGACAAAUAUUACAUAUUGUUGAAGCUACCAAAAAAGUACCAUGUUGUGGUGUUCCUGAUUACCAGGCAUCGUGGGUAACAGCCAAAGAUUUCAACCAAGUUCUAGUCAGCCCAAAGAUGUUAUCUGACCAUUUUCCUGACGCUGUACAACGAGCUAUAGAUCAGCUUAACGAUAGAGAUUAUACGCCAAUACUCGAACAUCAAUCACUUGUGAAACACGUUUAAUCCUUAACAUGCUGAAUAUUUUAAAUGGACUUGUCCCAUUUCCAUUUUUGGGAGUGUCCAUUAGCCAUUUUAGGGAUACCAAUUUGAAUAUUUAAAGUUUAUCAGCCAACAGUAUAGAGCCUGGUCAGACUGCAUGGAUGUGCAGGCUGGCCUGGCUCUAUACUGGUGGCAAAGGCUGACGCUUUCGGAUCUAGCACUUUAAAGGUUGAAUAAUUUUAUCUGCUGAUUUUGUUGGACUGUACCUGUCAUGUCUCAAUAUUUGAAUAUUGUCACUUGAGUGCAAUAACUGGUUAACUCCUAUUAAAUUUAGGACAUAAUCCGUUACUUCACUUAAUUGAAAAUUAUGUAAAUUGUCAAUUUUAAGAAUAUUUUUGAUAACAUUUAUCGCAACUGGAGCAGCAGUAUGAAGUGAUAAAAGAUGGCAGAAUUAUGUAGCUGCUGGUGAAUGCAUAAAGCAUGCCAAAAUGGAUUUGCAUGAUUUGUCUUAUAGUCCUGUUUAAUAUUAAAUAUUUCAAAAGAAUUAAUUUUAUAUAUACCGUUUCUACAAAAUGUUUGUUGCAAAAAGGGAGAAGAAAAUUGUAUAUCCAAUCAAAAGUUAUUUGUUACAAAUACUGGGUUAUUGUUAAUGAUUACAUAAGAUUUUAUGGCCUUUCUUGAACUGUCCGGGCCUAUUUAGGCUGUUUUUUGUUUUUAAAUAUUUAUGUGCCAUAUAAUGCCAUAAUUAUAAGUAUUAUUAUGUGUGUAUGCUAAUCAUUUAUAAUAAUUUAUUUUUUUAUAAUUUACAUGUAGAGUAUCCCUAUGCUUUAUUUUUGAUAUUUAAAGUCUUCAUAUUGGCCUAUUUUCCCUAUGAUAUUUGUCCUUAUUUAAAAAACAUGGCAUGGCAUUCAAUCAAAGAAUUAUUAUUUAUUAUUAUUAUUUUUAGAUACUUUAUAUCAUUAGAUUAAAUAUUUAAAGUUUAAUUACUAUUUGCAAUGGCAGUUAUUUUGCAGUCUGGGCUUAUUUUUGCACUAUCAGUAAUUUACUUUAAUGUUAAUAUGCAUGUGACGUUCUCAAUGCUUAAAUUUCAUUGUUCACUUCACAAUAUUUUACUUUCUUAGUACAUUUUCAAAAUUUUCACGAAAAUUAGCAUGAAUCUGGGAGCAUGCUGCUUUCAAUUUUGGAAUAACUUUCACAUCACAACUUUACUAUAGGUAAUAUUUCACAUAUGUCAGAUAUUCAGAUAUAGCCUAAUUUUAAUCAUUUUAAAUUAUUCAUUUCAUUAUUAACCAAUGAGAUUAUAUAUUCCUUUAGAAAAUGAUUGAUUUUAUAUUUGAGCCGUGUCACAUAGUGCGUUUGCGACCAGCAUGGAUCCAGACCAGUCUGCCCAUCUGCGCAGUCUGAUCAGGAUCCAUGCUGUUCGCUUACAUACUCUAUAACAAGUAGAGAAACUGAUAGCAAACAGCAUGCAUCCUGAUCAGACUGCGCGGAGGCGAAGGCUGGUCUGGAUCAUGCUGGUCGCAAACCCAUUAUGUUGGUUUUGUCAUGACGCGGCUCAUUUUAUUAAUAAAUCUUGAGCAUUGAUAUUUAUCACAUGUUUUAUUGCUUUAAUCUUAAUGUGGGUAUAUUGAUUAAUUUUUAUAUCAAAAUAUAUUUGAUUUUUAUCAUUUAAGACCCAUUAAGGGUAAAAAUACUUUAUUUAAAUCUUUUUAUUAUUGGCUUCCUGUUAAGGUUUCAAAAUGUUACUCAUUGGCCUUAUAGCUGUGCCUUCCUUUGCUUUGUUUGCAUUUUGGCAAUUUGUAAAGGUAUGGGUAUAUUGUAUGGAAAUUAAAAUACCUCUUUGUAUACUUUUUUGCUUCCUUUAACACAAUUUAUUUCUUCAGCAAUAUUUUCUUCAUGUGAUGAGCAUCUUGCUUUUUAAAUUAAUUAACAACAUUAUUACAUCAUUAUUACAAUGUUAUUAUUAUAUUAUUACAAUGUUAUUACUAUAUUAUUACAUCAUUAUUGCAAUACAUCAUUAUUACAAUACAUCAUUAUUACAACAUUAUUAAAUCGUUAUUACAACAUUACAAGACGCACAUUUACCUUAUUUACAAAAUAUGGAAACACUAUGAAUUACUAGUUUAUAAAAAAUGUUUAUAUGUAGGUCUGCUGAUUAUUAUUGAUUAUCUAUUCAGUUAAUGAUAACUUUAUUAAAAUACUUGAUGUACACAUGUGAUAUAUAUUUGAUAACCUGUGAUAUUUUCUUCCACUCUUUAAUUUUUAAAUUGUGUCAGAAUGAUAUGACAUUGAUAGUAUAUGGAUUGGUAGAGAAAUAUUUUAUUUUGAUAAUUAUUUUUUAUUGGAAUUUAUUGAUGUGCCUAACUAGAAUUCAAAUUAUUUGAUUUUACACUUAAAGAUCAUGUAUUACAGUCUGGAGGAAAGGGACAUUUCCAGUGUUUACAUGAUUUAUGCAAAUUGGCUGAUUGGUUAUCCAAUCACAGGGGCUUUACAUGGUCAUUGGCUGACCUGUUUUACAAAAAAAAGAACACAUGAUUUUGUUUGUGAUUUUGUUUGUAAGCAGUUGACCUUGCAUUGAAUAAAAAAGGCGGGGGCUUCAUUUUUCAUUGCUAAAAACUGGAAAGAUGGAUACCAGGGUAGGACCAGAUACUAGAAUCAUAUUUUGAAUUUUUGUCUCAUCUUUUUGUCUCAUCAGAGCAAAAGAUUCAGUGUCAGUUUUUAGGGUAGAUUGAUACUACAGUAUCCACCAAUGACCAUAUGUCAGUAUUUAAAAGAAAUAUUUUCUUUGAAAGCUCUGGUCAAAUUUACUUCAAUCUUUUUUUUUGAAUCUAUGACCACAUUGGUGAAAUAACAUGUGCAUCAUUCAGGGUAAAAUUUGAAGGAGAAAAAAUUCUUUGAACAACUUCUUCUCCUCAUCCACCAAGGUACCAUUUAUUCUGAAAAGUGAGAGCUGCAGGACCAUCAUGGCCCACUUAAUUUUAAUCAUAUUCUGUAAUUCAUUUUUACAUAUAGAUUGAUAUAUUUGUUAAAGGGGGUUUGAAAGGUUCAUUUGUUUAGAAAUCCAUUUUGUUACUGUUGAAAUUUGUUUAAUGUAAACAAAUUAUGUAAGAAAUUUUUGAUUUCAUAUGAACUCAUUUUUGUUUCUUUUAAGAUGAAUAAAUACCUUUGAAGGUCUUUUUAAAAAUAUUUUUCUUCAAGUGAUAUUUCCUGCAAUUAUGUUGCUCAAUUUAAAUGACUUUAUCAUGAUCACAUUAUCCUGUAAAUAUAAUGUGUAUUUUGCUUGCUUUUAAAUAACCUUUCUGUAUGAAAAUAUUUAUGAUGUAUUUUGUUUAUUUUUGUACCCAUCCUUGUUUUACAGUAUUAAAGUUUUCUGUCCAAAAUGCA